ACACGCAUAUGCACGCAGAGAGUUAUAGCUAUUCUUAUAUAAGACUGUGCAUGAAAUUAAAAAAGUAUUCUGAAAGCUUGAGACUCUUCGCUACAGACGACACAGUAACAGUACCAGUGUGUCUGUCAAAGAUUCCCGGUCAGCCUCAUUUCACCUCAGAAUUAUUUUGUUGAGGUCUGUCUAUAAACCGUAACAGUAAGGAUAUGUGCCACCAACGCAACAGCCAUAUCUUUGAGAUCAUCUGUUAUUAUGUAUAGCAGUGCUGUCUCCCUGCUAUGAAGGACAGGAAAAAAGUGGUUUGCGAGCCGAGAAUUUAAUAGUGUAGUUAGAGAAAAAAGACAAAAUACAAAUUUACGUUAUUUAAAAAGCAAUAAAUCAGUUAAUGUUUUGUAAUGUCCAUUUAAAUGUAAGGUAUUGAGUGUAAUAUUAUUAAGUUUAUUGUAUUGGAAAUUAUUAUAAUAAACGUGUGAUUUAUAUAAAGCAUGAUCACGGUUAUGAAAGUGCAUGCUCUCAGCACUUAAGAACGAGACAUACACAACAUGCGAAGGAUAGAUGAAUAAACAUCCGUGAAGACAAGUAAUAAAGACAACCAUAGAAGACACAAAGAGGAAUCAGGGAACAAACUGUAAGGAUUGAGAGUUUCGUGAAUCUGCAGAGGAAGACAAGCAGUCGGUAGACGAAAAACGUUUUAAAAAAGGGUUAGAAGAAUGGAGGGAGGUAAAACAGCACUAUUAAACAAGGUACGGCAGCAAAGUGCAAACCAAAAGCUCCCACCUUUGUUAAAACGAGAAUUUCAGACAGCAACGUUUAAUGGAGUUUCUAGGGAGCUGCAUCAGCCUACGCUGCGCAUUAUGCAGUGGAACUUACUAGCUCAAGCUCUUAGUCAAGGUGAAGACAACUUUGUCUUAUGUCCAGAAGAAGCAUUGGCCUGGAAUAACCGAAAGCUACAUAUUUUGGAAGAGCUGCUUACUUACAAUGCCACCAUUCUUUGCUUAGAAGAAGUUGAUUGUUUUGAUUACCUCCAACAGAAUCUGGCUGACGCUGGCUACAGUGGUAUAUUUCUACCAAAACCGGAUUCUCCUUGCCUUUACAGCGCUCACUGUGUUGGCCCAGAUGGCUGUGCAUUGUUCUGGAGGUCAGAUGAGGUGACUCAGAUUUUCCAAAAAGGCAUUGUCCUCCAUGAUGAUGAUGGGCAGGAGACAAAUCAGGUAGCACUUCUAUGUAGAUUUACCCUCAAGGAACUGAAGAAAGAAUUUUAUGUGGUUGUCACACAUCUUAAGUCCAAGACUCCAUUUUGGCAGCUCCGACAUGAACAGGGAAAAUACUUGGAAAAGGUCUUGUCUGAGGUCACUGUAGAUUUUCCAGUUAUUAUUUGUGGUGACUUCAAUGCGGAACCAAAUGAAAAAGUGUACCAGGUGUUCAGAGAGAGCAUCAUGGACUUGGGCAGUGCAUACUGCCAUCUGAGUCCACAGGAGGAGGAACCCUCAUUUACAACAUGGAAGAUCCGAGGAGGAACUCAUGGGAAAAACAAAGAAGUGGCCCAUUGCAUUGAUUAUAUAUGGUAUUCACGUUCAGAAUUAAGACCAAUAUCUCUUCUAAAAUUUCCAUCAGAAGAUGAGAUAGGCAAAGACCGCCUGCCAUCCCUAUCCUAUCCGUCAGACCACUUAUCCCUUGUGGUAGAUUUUGGCUUUAUCAAGCACUUACAAGAGACAGAUAUGUAAUGACAGGUUUUCUAGUAGCUGUGUUGUUAUUUAUUUAAUCCUGUAUCAUCUUUGAUGCUUUAUCGUAUGCCAAGAAACAACCCAUACAAAAAUAUUUUGGUGGCUUGUCAGGAUCUAUUUAUGAAUCGUUUAUCUGUUCCAGUGCACACAUACAUCCACAAAAAUUUGCAAUGAUGGCAUUAUGACUUUGCCUCACCCCCCAGCAGCAGAGGAAGUAAAAUAAUGCUAUCAUAGUUUAUUUUACUGCUCAGAAAUUGGCUUUGCUGCUUGAAUAAUAUCUAGUACAGAUCUCGUCACAGGCAAACUUUUUUUUUCUGCCUUGUGGCACCUGUUUAGUUUGAUGCAUCAGUUGUUAGCUCAGCAUACAACAUUCUUUCCAACCCACCCCCAUGACAAAACACAUUAACGUGGAUUAACUAUUUUACUCUCUUUUGUACAUCAAUACACCAUAACACAAUUUCUGAAUGUUCUGUUUAUUUCUAAUCCCAGAGUAAUACACUUGGGGGAAACUUCCAACUGUGACUAUUUUCACACAUUUAAAUAAGUUUAAGCAUGUAUGCAUACCUACAUAUAGGCAAACCUACAUUUUACUCCCAGCCCACAAUUAAAAAAAUUAUUUGUAUGGUUUCUUUGCAUCCACAUUGUAUUCCUAAUGUCUCAUUACCUGUUUGAAUUGACUAAUGCUUAUUAUUAAAGGCAUCUGUAAUAUACCGUA
Molecule: messenger RNA, 2436 nt
Organism: Pomacea canaliculata
Lineage: Eukaryota; Metazoa; Mollusca; Gastropoda; Architaenioglossa; Ampullariidae
Product: nocturnin-like
Exons: 3
Coding region: 708-1721 (337 amino acids)
Molecular function (GO): 3'-5'-RNA exonuclease activity
Source: RefSeq, a predicted model, not a curated record